Anguilla anguilla (European eel) is the source of this 712-nucleotide messenger RNA. Its product is annotated as metabotropic glutamate receptor 1-like. Gene Ontology annotation, biological process: G protein-coupled receptor signaling pathway. NCBI's taxonomy places the organism in Eukaryota, Metazoa, Chordata, Actinopteri, Anguilliformes, Anguillidae. Gene Ontology annotation, cellular component: membrane. The transcript has a single exon. Bases 135 to 500 code for a protein of 121 amino acids. The record is from RefSeq and is a predicted model, not a curated record.
UCUGGGACGCGGCGGACCGGCUCGUCGCCCCCGGCGACGGCGACGAUGACGACGGCCUCGUCCCGCCGGGGCCCCGGAAGGGGGCGGGGUCCCCGUACGGGCCCCUCCUCGGCCGGCAGGCCCCCCCCUCGCGGAUGACGCUGGACGCCCCUUUUUCGGAGUACGACGACGACGCCGCCGCCUCCCCCCCCGAGGGGGCGGAGGGCGAUCGCUUCGACCUGAUUUGCGGCUACGUGUACGACGCCGCCCGUCUCCGCGAGCAGUACGGGCAGGAGGAGGAGGAGGAGGAGGAUGAGGAGGAGGAGGAGUCGCUUCACCCCAAACUGCUUCUGGAGGACUCCCCGGCCCUCACGCCCCCCUCCCCCUUCAGAGAUUCGGUGCGCUCGGGCAGCACCCCCCCCAGCUCGCCCGCGUCCGGGACGGCGCUGGGCACGCCGCCGAACGUCACCUACGCCCCCGUCAUCCUGCGCGACUACAAACAGAGCUCCUCCACACUGUGAGAGCGGCGUCCUCCGCACUGAGAGAGCGGCGUCCUCCACACUGUGAGAGCGGCGUCCUCCACACUGUGAGAGCGGCGUCCUCCACACUGUGAGAGCGGCGUCCUCCACACUGUGAGAGCGGCGUCCUCCACACUGUGAGAGUGGCGUCCUGCACACUUGAGAUCCUCACACUGCAGUAUUUGACACUUUUCUUCGUAUUUAUUUAUUUAUUU